AUGGGCAUGAUCGUCCAGCCCCUCAUUGGGCGAUUGUCCGACGGCCGUGGCGCUUCGGGCGGCUUCUUCUUCUGUCGGCGCUUCGGGCGGCGCCGGCCUUUCCUGGCGCUCGCCGGGGUGGCGCUGCUGCUGGCGCAGCUGAUGGUAGGAAACAGCGCGGACCUGGGGCAUUUGCUGGGGGACGGCCUGCACGAUGACCUGCGCAUACGGGCCGUGCUCAUCUUCACCUUGGGCUUUUGGAUGUUGGAUGCCUCGAACAAUGCGAUUUGGGUGGUGUCCAAGUCCCUCACCGCGGAUGUGGUGCCCGAGGCGCAGUGGCCGGAGGCUUUCAGCGUGAGCACGGCGGCCACGGGGCUGGGCCUGGCUUUGGGCUACCUGCUGGGGGGCGUGCACUGGGCUGCCAGGAUGCCGGGGCUGAAAACCACCGCCUGCAACGAUGCCGGAGGCUGCGCGGACCUCCGCUUCGCCUUCCUCUUGGCCUGCUGCGCCUGCGUGUUGGCCAACUUGUGCACUCUGGUGGUGGCAAAGGAGACGAUUCAGGAGGCUUGCGAAAACGGUUCAGGAGGUCCCGGAGACGUCCACACGCCCCUGAUUGAGGGCGAGCGGUCGUGCCUGUCAGUGCUCAAGGUGGUGGCCCAGAAGCAGGCGCUUUGCUGCACCUACAUGGUGACUCUGCUGGCCUGGCUGGGAUGGAUCUCCCUCCAGAUGUACCAGACGGAGUUCGUGGCCAAAGAGGUCUUCGGUGGGUCCCCGGACCCCCGGGCGCCCAGCAACAAGGAGUACGUGGAUGGGGUGCAGGCGGCUUCCCGAGCCUUGGUGGUGAACGCGGUGCUCAUGACGGCCACCACCUACCUCAUCCCCUCAGCCAUCCACGUCAUGGGGAAGGCCCGGCUGUGGUGCGCGGCCACGCUGCUCACGUCGCUGCUCAUGGCCUCAACCCUGCUGAUCCGCAAAAACCACGCCAAGUUGGGUGCGAGCUUCUGGUUGGCCAUGCUGGGGCCGGCGUACGGGGUGCAGCAGACCAUCCCCUUUAUCGUGGUCUCCGAAGAAGCGCCCAAGGACUUGUUGGGUGAGCUGAACGGGUACCUCAACGUGUCGCUCUGCAUCCCCCAGCUCUUGGUCUCGCUCUUCGGGGGGAGCCUCUCCGCUGCGGCUGGGUCCGACACCAUCCUCUUCGGCAUGGGGGCGAUUCUGGACCUCGUGGCCGCUGCGGUUUGCGUGACGUACCUCCGCUGA
Messenger RNA from Effrenium voratum, 1236 nucleotides. Lineage: Eukaryota; Dinophyceae; Suessiales; Symbiodiniaceae. The record is from the annotation of a GenBank genome assembly.